This is a messenger RNA of Dicentrarchus labrax (European seabass), 4363 nucleotides long. RefSeq names its product trace amine-associated receptor 13c-like. Gene Ontology annotation, biological process: G protein-coupled receptor signaling pathway. Gene Ontology annotation, cellular component: membrane. Bases 85 to 1095 code for a protein of 336 amino acids. Lineage: Eukaryota; Metazoa; Chordata; Actinopteri; Moronidae. Gene Ontology annotation, molecular function: trace-amine receptor activity. The transcript is spliced from 3 exons. The record is from RefSeq and is a predicted model, not a curated record.
GAUAAGUCAGCUAUAUGAUGCAAAACUGCAGUCAGAAAGCUGCCAGAGCUCAGCAGCAUCUUGUCUCCUCUUCUCUCUGUGAUUAUGGAGACCCUGGAAGAAGCUGAACUCUGCUUUCCACAACUACUCAACACCUCCUGCAGGAAGCCAGUGCAGCAUCGUGCUGAUACCAUAUUCCUUUACAUCCUGCUGUCUUGCAUCUCUUUGCUCACUGUGGCUCUGAACCUGCUGGUCAUCAUCUCUAUCUCCCACUUCAGGCAGCUGCACACCCCCACCAACCUUCUACUCCUCUCACUGGCUGUUUCAGACUUCCUCGUAGGCCUCCUGCUGAUGCCACUUCAAAUCCUCUUUGUAGGGGGCUGCUGGUUUUUGGGGAGCUUAAUGUGUGGACUAUUUUACUAUGCCUCUUUUAUCCUUACAACUGCCUCAGUGGGAAACAUGGUGCUCAUAUCAGUUGACCGAUAUGUGGCCAUUUGUGACCCUUUGUGUUACGCAACCAAAGUCACUCAGAAAAGAGUUCAAAUCUGUGUUUGUCUGUGUUGGACCUGCUCUGUGUUCUACAAUGGUGUAAUACUGAUUGACUUCUUUAAACAUCCAAAUCAAUUUAAUUCUUGCUAUGGAGAAUGUGUACUUGUAAUUAACUUCAUAACAGGAGCUGUUGAUGUUCUGUUGACCUUUGUUGGCCCCAUUGCUGCAAUCAUAGUUCUGUAUAUGAGAGUAUUUGUGGUGGCUGUGUCUCAGGCUCGAGUCAUGAGGUCUCAUAUUGCAGCUGUUACACUCCAGGGUUCAGUCAGUGUAACUGCUAAGAAGUCUGAGAGAAAAGCAGCCAGAACUCUUGGUGUUGUCGUGGUUGUGUUCCUUAUAUGUUUCUGUCCUUACUUCGUCCCAUCUCUUGUGGGUAAGGACAGGUCAAGCAGUGUGAUAUUUUCAAUAUUUUCGGUCUGGCUACUUUAUUGUAACUCUUGUUUUAAUCCAAUGAUCUAUGCUUUUUUCUACCCCUGGUUCAGGAGAUCUAUGAAACUCAUUAUUACAUUUAAGAUACUGCAACCUGACUCCUGUGAUACCAACAUCCUGUGCCCAGAUUGCAAAAUAUGAGUCAAUCAACUUGCACACUAAGUUAAGAAACCCAUCAUAUUGUGACUAUAGUUUUCAGAUAUUACAAUUGCUAUUGCCUUGGCCAUAUUGUGAUUUUGAUCAUAUUCAUAUAUAUAAUUAUGGAGCCUUUGAAUCAACAGUGAAAUGUCAGGCAGAAAUAUUGAAUGUACAUUGAUGCCAACCAAACCAAACUGACAGUGCUUGUUAUGUUUAAUGUUGAUUUCAAUAAUGACUGACACUGAUCAAUUUGGAACAUUUCUGAAACAGAUCAAAUAUAUAAAAGGAAUUACUAUAUCACAGCACGAUAAACCUAGCAAAUGCAAGAGGAAAAUGUAACAUCGAUCCAUAUGUAAACUUUACAAUCCUAAUCAUACAUGAACUAAGAUCAAUUAAAUCCAUAUUAUUAAUUGUUUAUUGUGGUAAAACUCACAUAACUAUCAUCAUCCCCCAUCGUUGUGGCUAUUGUCAUCGCCGUUGUCGCCAUUAGCCUCUUCAUCAUCAUUAUCAUCAUCAUCAUCAGUCAUUUCUACUAGUAUAGUUGUUGCUACUGUUGUUUUUUUUGCACCUCUGUCUCAGUCCUUCUCUCUUUACCACCCAUCCCCUCUACCCCUCUCUUUUUUCCUCUGUCUUUAACCCCAACUGUUCGAAGCAGACGGCUGCCCACCUAGAGCCGGGGGCUGUUUGAGGUUUCUGCCUGUUAGAAGGAUUUUUUUCCUUGCUGCUGUCACCAAGUGCUUGUUCAUGGUGGGAACUGUUGGGCUUCUGUAAUUAAUUAAUUAAUUAAUUUAAUCAUAAGGAGUACAGUCUAGACCUGAUGUAAUUGAAAGGUGUCCUGAGAUAACUUUUGUUAUGAAUUGGCACUAUACAAAUAAAAUUAAAUAAAUUGAAUUAUAUUACUGUCUCCUUGAAGGGCUUCUUGUUUGUUUUGAAUAUACACCUGAAGCUGAUGGUAGGGUGAUUGUAGUGGUGGAAGUUUUCCGUUAGACCACCUUGGAAGUCCAACCUUGACAGACUAGCGAAAAAGAAGGUGUUUGGAGUGACUGAGGUGGUGGACCGAAAGUAAAGCCUGUUUAAUAUGUAAUACACAUAUAUUGCAGUUGUUGUAUUGGACUUAUCUGACUAAAUAAUAACUUGUACUGUAAUACAGUACCAUUAAAAAUAUGUAAAAAUAGCUCAAACUUAACCCAUUGUCCUCCACUGAUUUGUUAAUAUAUUAAAUCAAUGUUUAUUGAUUAGGGUCGAUCGAGUAUUUGGUUUAAAGUAGGUUUUUUUAUUAUUAUUAUUAAUAUUAAUUUUAACAAAGUCUGCUGCCUCAGUUUUUAUGAUGGCAAUUUGCAAAUACUAUACUAUACUCUACUAUACUAUACUAUACUAUAUCAUGCUGAUUGAGUUAGAAAAGACCCGACUGGAAGCUUUAAUAGGAGGGUGGUGCUUGAAAUCAUUGUUUUUCCUCUGUUAACCAUGGUUACCUGCAAAGAAACAUGUGCAGUCUUCAUUGCUUUGCAAAAAAAGGCUUCACAGGCAACAAUAUUGCUCCUAGCAAGAUUGCACCUAAAUCAACCAUUUAUCGGAUCAUCAAGACCUUCAGGGAGAGAGGUUCAAUUGUUGUGAAGAAGGCUUCAAGGCACCCAAGAAAGUUCAGCAAGUGCCAGGACCAUCUCCUAAAGUUGAUUCAGCUGUGGGAUUGGGGCACCACCAGUGCAGAGCUUGCUCAGGAAUGGCAGCAGGCAGGUGUGAGUGCAUCUGCACACAUAAUGAGGCAAAGGCUUUUGGAGGAUGGCUUGAUGUCAAGAAGGGCAGCAAAGAAGCCACUUCUCUCCAGGAAAAACAUCAGGAACAGACUGAUAUUCUGCAAAAGGUACAGGGAUUGGACUAUGAGGACUGGGGUAUAGUCAUUUUCUCUGAUAAAUCCCCUUUCCGAUUGUUGGGGCAUCUGGAAAAAAGCUUUUCGGGAGAAGAAAAGGUGAGCGCUACCAUCAGUCCUGUGUCAUCUCAACAUUCAGACCAUAUAUGUGUGGGGUUGCUUCUCAGCCAAGGGAGAGGCCUCACUCACAAUUUUGCCUAAGAACACAGCCAUGAAUAAAGAAUGGUACCAAAACAUCCUUGGAGAGCAACUUCUCCCAACCAUCCAAGAACAGUUUGGGACGAACAAUGCCUUUUCCAGCAUGAUGGAGCACCUUGCCGUAAGGCAAAAGUGCAACUAAGUGGCUCAGGGAACAAAACAUCGACAUUUUGAGUCUAUUGCCAGGAAACUCCCCAGACCUUAAUCCCAUUGACAACUUGUGGUCAAUCCUGAAGAGGCGGGUGGACAAACAAAAACCCACCAAUUCUGACAAACUCCAAGCAUUGAUUAUGCAAGAAUGGGCUGCCAUCAGUUAGGAUGUGGCCCAGAAGUCAAUUGACAGCAUGCCUGGGCGAAUUGCAGAAGUCAACACUGCAAAUAUUGCCUCUUUGCGUAAACUUAAUGUAAUUGUAAUUAUAAUUCAGUAUGCCAUAGUAACAUCUGACAAAAAGAUCUAAACACUGAAGCAGCAAACUUUGUGGAAACCAAUACUUAUGUCAUUCUCAAAACUUUUUUUUUUUUGUAACAAAUUUUUAUUGGUUUUCAACACAGUUCCUGUGAAAUUGUACCCCAAAAUCUUUUUUUUUAUCAAUUUACAUUGCCUGAAGUAAUGAUAAUAUGUUCCAAUCUCUCUAUGACACUUGUUACACAAAGGUGAGACCUGACGGUCCAUCUUAUUUAGUAUGUAAGGAGUUACGUGUAGACGGUGUAAUAUUUUAUACUGUGUCUCUCUCAAUCUAUUACAUGUAAAGGUGGAUUUAAAUACUUCAAUGGUCUCCUCCCAGUCAUCCUCAAUAUACUCCGUGUCGAGAUCUUUCUCCCACUUCUGUGCAAUGCUUGUAAUAUCACCUGGACUAAGAGAGUAUAGCAGUGCAAAGAAGGAAGAGAUAAAACGGAUGCCUCUCUGGGAAAUAAGGAACCUCUCUACAUCACUGUACAUGACUAGAUCAGGAGACGAUUUAUGAUUUAUCAUAACACCUACAGCACUUUAGCCGCUGACAGCGGAUAGAAUGCUGUUUAUGUGUUUAACGCUGGCAGAAAGACCUUUCUGCAUCCAGUGACAGCGAAAUCCCCAUAGAUCAACCCCCUGAUCUGAUGGGGUUUCUGUUACAAGUGGUUUUCAACCAGACUGUCCCUGCCACUUCACAGACCCUUACGACUGUGCCAUUGAUCUCCUCCCAGGCAUGUGAGUUCCACAUGUCACAU